Messenger RNA from Leptomonas pyrrhocoris, 4488 nucleotides. Its product is annotated as putative mitochondrial transcription modulator/accessory protein. Lineage: Eukaryota; Euglenozoa; Kinetoplastea; Trypanosomatida; Trypanosomatidae. The coding region runs from base 1210 to 4488 and encodes 1092 amino acids. The transcript has a single exon. The record is from RefSeq and is a predicted model, not a curated record. Gene Ontology annotation, biological process: translation; nucleobase-containing compound metabolic process. Gene Ontology annotation, molecular function: structural constituent of ribosome; mRNA binding.
AGUGCGCGUGCUUGCGUGCAGAGUUGUGGUGAUCCGUACACGAGAACGAUUAUUUAUCCCCGCCGCACACGCGUAUCCACAUCUAUAUAUCUAUCUAUCUCUGUAUCUAUGUUUUAAUGUGCGUCAGAAAUAGCAGCAUUUGACGGCCACUCACCGCUUUUCGAGUUGAUGCACUCCGCCUCUCCUCUCCUUUUUAUUUGAAAGAGGAGUUGUGCUUUGACGUGCGCACGCACAUACCCAUCCACCCACGCGGAGCUCACCACAACAAAAGGAACUAAAAGACGUCCACUGCGUUUUCUUCUGUGCGGCAUCGCUGGUUUGUAACGGAAGGAGAGACGCCUUUUGCGCUUCUGCCUUUCCAAGGACUACUGAUUGGCCAAGGCGCACCGUGCACGGACUUCCUUAACUUCAAAUACCGUUUCAGUCAUCGCCCCUGUGGGUCCUAAUAGUAGUGUUUUAUUGCUCGUACCCAGUUGGAGCUGUUGGCGGCACCUUAGCGUGUGUGUGCGGUGCUGCUAGAAGAAAACGUUAAUAUAAAUAACAGCGGCAGCAGUAAGCAGAGGCGGAAGCGAUUCCACGAUGCGGUGGUGCGGCGGUGGCACUCCGCACGUCCUUAAUCCAUUUCAACGAGUCCCUCGUCGUACGCUAAAUCCUUCUCGUACAUCGCUGUCUCUGCCACUACCACGUGCAAACCAGUCUGCACAGCCACUUGUCGUCCUCGCCUUCUUCUUUUCGCGGAAGCCGUUGUCGCUGCUCUGUGCUGCUUCGUUUCUCAGUAGUCUCCGUCCGUGUGUGUACCGUCGCACAUCGGCUUUAUUCCACGGAGGUGUGCUUUGGACGCGCGUGGCUUCCACGUGUAAUCGGGCCGCAUUAACCUCCGCUGUCUUCCCCAUCGCACUGCACACGUCGGUGACACGUUAUUCGUCUUCCGCCUGUGCUGGCGGCGGCUUCAGCUCCACGCGCGCUAGUCUUGGAAGUGGAGUUUUGCGCCGGCCCACGAAACAAAGCCGCGAAAGUGAAGAGGUUUUGAAAGAGAUGGCGCUGAAGGACGACACACCAACGCGUCCGCGACGAGGAAGGCCUGCCGCCGCCGCAGGUAGUGACGGAAAACCAGCGCGAAAGUCAGCCGGCAUCACGGUGAAGCGAAGUGCAGCCCGCACCGGACAACGCGGCCGACCGCGGGGGUCGGCGUCGGCCACUCGUACCCACAUGGCUGCUGCCGCUGCGGCUACCGACUCGCGUUCACCUGCAACCGCGAAACCAAACUCUGGUCACGAUGAGCAGCAGCCCCUUUUCAGCCGACACGAUGAAGCCCCCUCCGACAAGGAGAAUCACGGCAACAGCAGCGACGGCGACGGUGCGGAGGAGGCGCAGGAUGCAGGGAUGGACAACGGUCAGUACGAGCUCUCACCAGAGGCCCUCUGCUCCGAAACAAGUGCGCGUCUUCACUACCCUCGCCACGCCGUGCGCUACGUUCUCAUGCAGACGAAGGAAGGUGCCACCGUGCCUUUUCUGGCGCGGUACCGACAGGGCGAAACGGGCCGCAUGGACGAAUCGCAGCUGCGGCAGGUGCUAGACACCGCCAAGGAGGUGAGGGAGGUCCACCGGCGGCGUCAGUUUAUGCUGCGCAGUCUGGGGAGCCGGGGGCUGCUCACCCCUGCCCUGCAGGCCGCCCUCGCAUCGAUGGCGCACGUGAGUCAGCUGGAGGACGCGUGGGAGCCUUAUAAGGAGCGCCGCACGAGUCUCGCUUCACGCGGUCGUGCCGAGGGACUGGGCCGCUACGCCGUGGCCCUUUUGCACUACAACCCCGCCGAAGAGGAAUGCCGGCAGCUGCUGAGUGAUUUGCGCGCCGCGGUCAGCCGCGUGGAGGACGGCGAGCGUCUGCUGACUGCCAUCGUCGCAGAGGACGUGCAGCGCGGAGAGGCGGUGCGAUGGCGCCUCGGCGAUUACUGCCGGCGGACAACGCGGCUGACGUGUGCGGUGGUGCACAAGCCGCGCAAGAAGAUCGCGAAGGACAUGCAGGAGGAGAGCUUUGAGCACUUGAAGAAGCACUUUGCCUUCUAUGACGGAAAGGCGUGGGCGGUUGAUCGCAUUGCCGCGCAUGUCGUGUUGGCCUUACAGAGAGGCGAGACGAAGGGCGUGCUGCAGGUGGAGACGACGCCUGGGCCGAAGAGUCACGGGCUAUUCAUGCACACAGUGCGCGAGGAGUUUCCUGGUGUGGCUCGUCUGCUGCCUCCGCCAAACGGACAGGCGUCGACAGGGAAUAGCAACACGAAUAGUGCGGCUUCUCCCGCUGGGUCGUCAGACACGCUGCGGGACGCGGGGUAUUGCCGGAGGGUUCUCCUCUCGGGCCUACAGGGUGCAUAUGAGUCUCUGCUGAAGCAGCUGAACACGGCGGUGCGGCGCGACUUGAAGAAGAGCGCGGAGCAGGAGGCGAUCGUCGUCUUUGCGCACAAUCUGCAUCACAUGCUGCUGCAGCGGCCCCUCUCGCACUCGCGCCUCCUCGCCAUGGACCCCGGCCACACCCACGGCGUCAAGUGUGUUGUGCUCGACGAACACGGUGCUGUGGAGACCUUCUUCACCUGCACCUUGAUGGACGAGGCGAAGAUGCGCCAGUACGUGACGCAGGUGGUGGAGGCGCGGAAGGUGAACAAGAUCGUGAUCGGCAACGGCACCGCCUCUGGGGAGACGUCGGAGUUGGUGGCGGACCUCAUUAAGCUGCGCAACUGGAAAGACGUGGAGUUCGCGGUGGUGAGCGAGGCCGGGGCGAGUGUCUACUCCGUCUCCGACAUCGCAAAAGAGGAAUUUCCCACCCUGAGUGUGAUGUACCGUGGUGCCGUUAGCAUCGGCCGUCGCGUGCUCGACCCGCUGAGCGAGCUCGUUAAGAUUCCUGUGCGCAGCAUGGGCAUCGGCAUGUACCAACACGAUGUGAACGAGAAGGAGCUGAUGAAGGAGCUGGGCUACGUGCUGGAGUCUUGCGUCGCCAAGGUCGGCAUCAACGCGGUGAGUGCGAACCGCUACGUGAUGGAGAAGGUCCCGGGCAUUCAGAAGAAAAUUGUCGAUCAGAUCGUGCUGGCACGACACGCCAAGAAGCUGCACAGCCGCGACGAUCUCCGGCGCGUUCCUGCCAUGACGGAGAGCGUCUACGAGCAAAUCGCCGGCUUCUUUCGCUUUCCCAACUCCCCCGAGCCGCUCGACAACACAAACAUCCACCCCGAGUCAUACCUGCUGGUGCGUCGCUUGAUGAAGCUGUACGCGACGGGCGAGCUCGCACCGACGGGUGUGCGGGACCGACUCGUAGUAGCAGCGGCACCGGCUCCCUCUGCGACUGCCGGCGACGACAGCAGCGCGGAGGGUGUGAGUGUCGGCGACGUCCACACUCGGCAGGACGUCGCACGUGCGCUGCAGCAGCUGUCACCGGCGCAGCUCGCCGCACUGGCCGCGCAGCGCCUCUCCUGCACCGUAGAGACGCUCGAGUUGGUGCGGCAGGAGCUGCUCCACCCAGGCCUCGAUCCCCGCGCGUCUUUGCCGCACGCCGGCUUGUUGCGUCGCGAGGUGUACGACGUGCGCGACCUCCGCGCAGGCGAUCGUCUCUCCGGCGUGGUGCAGAGCGUGACGAUGUUCGGCGCCUUUGUGGACUGCGGCCUGCACGACUCAGUGCUGGUGCGCGGCGACGGCGUGGACACGCUGCAGGUCGGCGCGUAUUUGCACAAGCGCAUUCGGUUUGACUGCCUCGAUCACCUGAAGCGGCCCCGCAUGUUCCUGCUGCCGGACCCGGACGCGGUGAAGAAGCUCGAUGCUGGUGCCCCGGGUGGGCCGCACCGUCUGCAUCUGGAGUCGGAAGACCGGCUGGGCAGCGUAGGGGAUAACACCACAAAGUCCGACGUGAAUCUGGAGGAGUUCGACGAUGAUGCGGAGCCCAGCACAGCUGCAGCGAGCGUUGAUGAUGAUGCUGUUGCCGCCUCUUCCUCUCCAUCGCUCUCCGCCACCAUCCUGCGCGAGCGAAAACGGCGGGCGGCGGCAGAAAGUGGGCCGUCAAAGCCCAGCAUCGCCGCUCCGCUGCUGUCAGCUCCCGCGGCGUCUUCCGUCACGCCACGCACGGUCGCCAAGGCGCAUCCGACCACGCAGCGAGAAACGCCUCCACUCGGUGCGAAUGUGGAGCAGCGAGGGCACAAGCGGCCUCGAUCGUCUUCGCCAGAGACACUGCGCACCCAGCCACACCUGAAUGUGCAGCAGCAGCACCAGGGGCCGCUGUUCCUUGACCACGUGCCGGUGGCACCCCUGAUGAUGGCCGUGGCGAAGGGUCGUGCGGCACCGGCGACUAGUGCGAUGACUGCGCGUGUGGAGCAGCACCGCAUGCCGACACCAACGCCAGCGUCAACGACUGCAAAGCCUGCGGCGGUGCAUGGGGAGGCGAUCGAUGUGGAUGCGCAGAGCGAGGCGAAUGGGUCGGGCAGCUCCGGCAGCGACAUGGUGUUCUCCUUCUAA